UUGCGAUUCGGCCACAGUCGGCAUAUUGGAACUGAAGUAUAAUAUCACCGUUAUAAUGAGUGGCAAACUAAAAGUCGAACACUUGGAUUCCUCAACUCAGGAGCAAUUGACGGCUCUUUUCAAAGGCUGGAAUUUCGCUUCAUUCGGAGAUACAGGCUGCAUCAUGCCCACGACGUAUGCGUACGAAGCCGACAACUUUCUGAACAUGGCCGUCCGUCCGGACGACGUGUGGGUGGUCACUUACCCGCGGUCAGGAACAACCUGGACCCAGGAACUGGUGUGGCUGGUUAACAACAACCUUGAUUACGACAGGGCUCUGAAAUCGGAUUUGGGACACAGAUUUCCCUACCUCGAAAAAAGUCUUUUAGUCCGGUUGGACUUGGUAGGUCUCGCACCAGAGCAACACCAGUCCUUCGACAGGCCCUCAUACGAGCUGAUCGCCAACGCCCCCUCCCCCCGCUUCAUCAAGUCCCACAUCCCCCUCUCGCUCCUGCCCGCGAACCUGCUGGACGCUAAGGUGGUGUACGUGGCGCGGGAUCCGAGGGAUGUGGCGGUGUCUAAGUACCAUCUUAGUAGAGUGUUAUUGAACUACGUGGGGGACUUUAAAACAUAUUGGAAUCUUUUUGUGAAAGAUUUGGUAUUAUAUUCUCCAUUUUUCCCGCAUUUAAAAGAAGCGUGGGCGCUGCGUCACCACAAAAACAUGCUGUUCAUCUUCUAUGAAGAUAUGACUAAGGACUUAUCUUCAGUUAUUAAGCGGGUAGCAAGUUUCUUCGACAAAGAAUUGACCAAGGAAGACAUUGCACAACUUUGCCAGCACUUGGACAUAAAUAACUUCAGGAAGAACCAGGCGGUGAACCAGGAAAGGUUUCUAAAUGCAGUUGGUACUAAAGGCGAGACUUUCAUAAGAAAAGGUAAAUCAGGCAUGUGGCGCGAGCACUUCGAUGAGGAGAUGAGGGCGCAGGCGCAGAGCUGGCUGGACGAGAACCUCGCCGACACCGACCUGCGCUUCCCGACACACUCGUAAACAAAUAUAAAAAAUAUCGUUUGUUUCAGACUGUUUGU
Messenger RNA from Cydia splendana, 1062 nucleotides. Its product is annotated as luciferin sulfotransferase-like. Gene Ontology annotation, cellular component: cytoplasm. The coding region runs from base 56 to 1024 and encodes 322 amino acids. Gene Ontology annotation, biological process: sulfation. Lineage: Eukaryota; Metazoa; Arthropoda; Insecta; Lepidoptera; Tortricidae. The transcript is spliced from 7 exons. The record is from RefSeq and is a predicted model, not a curated record. Gene Ontology annotation, molecular function: sulfotransferase activity.